This is a messenger RNA of Punctularia strigosozonata HHB-11173 SS5, 604 nucleotides long. RefSeq names its product succinate dehydrogenase cytochrome b560 subunit. Bases 30 to 572 code for a protein of 180 amino acids. Lineage: Eukaryota; Fungi; Basidiomycota; Agaricomycetes; Corticiales; Punctulariaceae. Gene Ontology annotation, biological process: tricarboxylic acid cycle; mitochondrial electron transport, succinate to ubiquinone. The record is from RefSeq and is a predicted model, not a curated record. Gene Ontology annotation, cellular component: membrane. The transcript is spliced from 5 exons. Gene Ontology annotation, molecular function: electron transfer activity; succinate dehydrogenase activity.
CGAUCUCUCUACUCAACUCCUUGGCCAAUAUGAUGACCACUCGUGCUAUCGGUCUGAGACCUGCACUCAGAAAUGCGUCUUUUGCGCCCAAAGCUGUUCGCAACCAGCUUGUGAUGCGCGUGCGUGCAGCUGCACCCCGCCGUGCCGUACAGACGAAAUCGCUCCCGCCUUCGGCCGCCGACGCCAUCCUCAACGAGCAGCGCCUCCGACGCCCCUCUAGCCCUCACUUCACGAUCUACCAGCCUCAGUUGACAUGGAUUGGUUCGAUUGCCAACCGUAUGACCGGUGCAGCCCUCAGCGUCUUACUCUAUGGCUUCUCCCUCGCCUACCUCGUGGCUCCUUCCACCUUCAGCAGCGCCAACGUCGUUGAGACCGUCGCGGCCCUUCCCGAUGCUGUCAAGUACGCCGGCAAGGCCAUUCUUGCUGCUCCUUUCGCCUUCCACAGUUGGAACGGCCUCCGCCACCUGAGCUGGGACAUCGGAAAGUUCCUGACCCUGAAAGGCGCUUACCGCUCGGGUUACGCGGUUCUCGGCGCGACUGCCGUUUCCACCAUCGCCCUCGUCCUCAUGUAAUCGUACAAAUGCAAAAUCCAUUCGUCGUUGGC